AUGGGCUCCUCAAGCCUCCUCGAAUCGUUUGGCGACGCCGUCAGCCAAAACGGCCGCGCCUCUCGGCACCACCACGCGAGCGGCAGCACCCGCCGCCACAAGAAGCGCCGCUCCUACUCCCACUCGCCCUCGCGAUCGCGCUCUCGGGACCGGUCCCGCGACCGCGACCGCUCCAGGUCUCGCUCUCGCUCGCGCACCCGCGGCUUCUUUAGCGAAGGCGGCGGCGGUCAUGGCCAUCGCAGGAGCACCGGCUCCCGAGGCUCCUUCUUUGGCGUGGGCGGCAACCACAGCCGCUCCAGCUUCUUCGGAAGCAGCCGCCCGUCGUACUACAAACGCUCCCCCCGCGAGGGCUUCGUCCAGCGCUGCAUCAAGCAGCUCAAGCGCCUCCUCCGCGACCUGCAGCACUACGCCAAGCGCCACCCCUGGAAGGUCUUCUUCCUCGUCAUCCUGCCCCUCGUCACCGGCGGCGCCCUGACCGCCCUGCUCGCCCGCUUCGGCCUGCGCAUCCCGCCCGCCCUCGAGCGCAUGCUCGGCGUCGCCAAGCGCGCCGCCACCGGCGACCCCUUUAGCGCCGUGGGCGACGCCGUGCGCAUGGCGGGCGAGUACGGGCACCACGGUAACGCCAGCGGCAGCGCUGCUGCGUAUGCUGCUGGCGCUGGCGGUGCUGGUUCUGCGCUUGCGAAGAAUGGCCAUGCGUAUGCUCGCGGGGCGACUCGUGUUGAGCGGGGGCGGAGCGGUGAUGUGCGGUGGGAGCGCAGGGCUACUACUUAUUAUGAUGAUCGGGAGCGUGAGGGCGGCUUUAUGGAUGGCAUUCGCAAGGGAGUGUCCAAGAUGUUUUCAUGA
Molecule: messenger RNA, 843 nt
Organism: Trichoderma citrinoviride
Lineage: Eukaryota; Fungi; Ascomycota; Sordariomycetes; Hypocreales; Hypocreaceae
Exons: 2
Coding region: 1-843 (280 amino acids)
Source: RefSeq, a predicted model, not a curated record